This is a messenger RNA of Chlorocebus sabaeus (green monkey), 4696 nucleotides long. It is a transcript of the gene KCTD7, whose product is annotated as potassium channel tetramerization domain containing 7. NCBI's taxonomy places the organism in Eukaryota, Metazoa, Chordata, Mammalia, Primates, Cercopithecidae. Gene Ontology annotation, molecular function: protein binding. Gene Ontology annotation, cellular component: plasma membrane. Gene Ontology annotation, biological process: protein homooligomerization; positive regulation of transporter activity; membrane hyperpolarization. The record is from RefSeq and is a predicted model, not a curated record.
GACGUCGGCGGGAACCGUUCUCACCGAACAAGCGGAGGCCCAGUUAUGAGAGCGUAGCGGCCCACCACCGCCGGGUCUCCCGGAGAGGGCGCGCCCGCUGGCCAGAGGACCAAUCAGAGCACGGCAGGCUCGCAGGCCGCCCCCCAGGGACCACUCAGGCGCAGGCCGCUGGCGCUGCCUGCUCUUCGACUGGGCGAGCUUCCUGCCAGUCAUGGCGGAAUCAGAGCGGCGUCGGCCAGUAGCUGGAGGCGGUGGCGUCAGGCCAGCGGCUGGGCGCAAGCGGGUCGGCGUUGACUGAGCCGCCGCCCUCCCGCCUGCGCACUGCCUCUCGGCCCCCUCAGGCCCGCCCGCAGCCGGCCGCGUCAUGCCAGGCGCUGCUAGGCGGUAGGGAGUGCCUGGGGCCGCCGCCUCCGCCCGCCCGAAGCCGCGCCCACUGCCCAGAGCCAGAGGGAUGGUGGUAGUCACGGGGCGGGAGCCAGACAGCCGUCGCCAGGACGGUGCCAUGUCCAGCUCCGACGCCGAAGACGACUUUCUGGAGCCUGCCACGCCGACGGCCACGCAGGCGGGGCACGCAUUGCCCCUGCUGCCCCAGGAGUUUCCUGAGGUUGUUCCCCUUAACAUCGGAGGGGCUCACUUCACUACACGCCUGUCCACACUGCGGUGCUACGAAGACACCAUGUUGGCAGCCAUGUUCAGUGGGCGGCACUACAUCCCCACGGACUCCGAGGGCCGCUACUUCAUCGACCGAGAUGGCACACACUUUGGAGAUGUGCUGAAUUUCCUGCGCUCAGGGGACCUCCCACCCAGGGAGCGUGUUCGAGCUGUGUACAAAGAGGCCCAGUACUAUGCCAUCGGGCCCCUCCUGGAGCAGCUGGAGAACAUGCAGCCACUGAAGGGCGAGAAGGUGCGCCAAGCGUUUCUGGGACUCAUGCCCUAUUACAAAGACCACUUGGAGCGGAUUGUGGAGAUCGCCCGGCUGCGUGCGGUCCAGCGGAAGGCCCGCUUUGCCAAGCUCAAGGUCUGUGUCUUCAAGGAGGAGAUGCCCAUCACCCCGUAUGAGUGUCCGCUCCUCAACUCCCUGCGCUUUGAGCGGAGUGAGAGUGACGGGCAGCUUUUUGAGCACCACUGUGAAGUGGAUGUGUCUUUUGGGCCCUGGGAGGCUGUGGCUGAUGUUUAUGACCUGUUGCACUGCCUGGUCACGGACCUCUCGGCCCAGGGCCUCACCGUGGACCACCAGUGCAUCGGGGUGUGUGACAAGCACCUUGUGAACCACUACUACUGCAAGCGCCCCAUCUAUGAGUUCAAGAUCACAUGGUGUGUAUUGGUGUGAACACGGAACAUGAUGGGGGAUUUACCUGACCAGCCACCCCAUAGCCCCUGGCUGAAGAAGAAAGAGCAUCUUCUGUCCCACUGCACCCCUUCUCCUCCAAGAAUAGUUGCCCACCUUCCUAAAAUGUGGAAAGACUUCUCUUUUCCUUCCGGAACAUGUUCUUCACCACCUUUUGGAGAUUUAACCAUAGCUGCCAAAGCUAUGCACCCAGUUGGCCUUAGAAAACCACAGUGUUUACAGCCCUGUCUUAGGGCCACAGCUUCUUCUAUCUUCCACCACCCUCCUUGCUUGCAGGGUUGUCUUCUCACAGGCCUGGAAUGCAAAUUUCAGAGGCUUCUUUUGAAGAUUCCCCAAGUCAAGCAGGCAAGAUGCCUAGAUCUUCUGUUAUGUUUGACAUGUAACAUCCUUUUUAGAGGCUCAGAACACCUCCUUGGCUGCUAUCUCAUGUGUUAGAAUCCAAUUUGUGGUGAACCUCUUUGGAAGGGGCCCCCUCUUUAAACCCUGUUGCUCUGUCCUGGUAACAUUCUCCUAGGAGAGCAUGUCUUCUGAGAAGGUAAAGGAAGGGCUGGGUGAGACACACAGCUAUCCUAGGAGCCGUAGGAAGACAGAGAAGACUUCCCUUUUGUUUUAUUCCUCACUCCUCUAUUUUUGUCUUCUCUAUAUUUUGUUUUACUCCUCACUCCUCACUCCUCUAUAUUUUGUUUUACUUACUCCUCUAUUUCAGAAAUUGAAAAAGAUCCCCAAGGAUCUGUUACUACUGCAUUUCUUUCUUGCUCUGUCCACAGCCUGGGCCAACUAGUCAGGGUCUGGACAUGCAUCUCCUAAAGGAAGAACUGUGUAGCACCACUGAUCACAAUGUAACAUUUCCGUGCUGCAUUAAGGGCGUCUCUCUGUAAUCAUGACCGUACCUGUCUCUUCCUGGGUAUUCUUGAAGGGAGAUAUUUUUUUUUAAUGUGUGAAGAAUUGAUGUGAGCCAGGAACAUGUCUGUAGACCCAGCUACUUGGGCACACGCCUGUAGCCCAGGCUACUCAGGCACACACCUGUAGUACCAGCUACUCCGGAGGCUGAGGCAGGAGGAUCACUUGAGCCCAGGAGAUGAAGACUGUAGUGUACUAUGAUCAUGCCUAUGGCUAGCCACUGUACUCCAGCCUGGGCAACACCACCGUUAAAAUAAAUAAAUAAAGGAAUUGGGGAGGACCACCUCACUGGUCUCAGACUUACAGGACCAGAUAGAUGAGAUGGGUAUAGGGGGAGCUGAAGUCUGUGUUCAUAUGAGGAAAAGAAGACCAAGCCCUGGGACUUUGGUUGAAUUCCUCCGUGGGGCUGGAAGGCAGUGACCUCCUGUUCCCUCUGUGUAAGCAGAGAUUCCAGGGCAUGGUUGUGCACUCCUGUUGUACUCUUUUAGAGGUGGAAAAGAGGUGAAUACUGAGAUCUAAGAGGAAAGAACAGUCAUUCAUGUUCUGAGAUAUGGGCUCUCUCUAUUGUUCUCAUAUACAAAGGGAUAGUCUCUUUUUUGGAGCUGAUGUCCCUGCUUGGAGGUUAGCCCAAAAACAUGGCUCUUGCAUUGUUCUAAGACAAAAGUCUUUGAUUUUGGUUCUUCUGAUUGGUGUUACCUACUGCCUAAUAUGUGUUCAUUUUUUGACAGAGAGGCAGACUAUUGAAAAAGUCUGUGUGAACAGAGAGCAGUUCAUUAAGCCCAAUGCUUUCAGUAAUGUGGCCUUGACCCCUUCUGCUACCCGCCAUCCCACGGAGCAUCGCAGGGCUUGGUUAUUUAGAGUCCAUACAUGCAAGCCAGGGAGACACUUGUUUGCUCAAAUGCAAGUUUGCUCAAAAACAGGUCCUGAAGGCUGGCUUAGGGUUACAGGGAUGCUGGGUAAGAACACUGUUCUUGUGUCUCUCGCUGGAGAAACCCCUGUUUCUCUGACUCCCUAUGUGAUCCUCACAGUAAUGUCUUCUGUGCCACUGUAGGACACAAGGCUCUGGCCAGUAGAGAAGACAGAGAGGUGACACUGGGCAGCAAGCUGAGAGCUCUUUCUAAAUAGAGUGAACGCCUUCAGUGGUCUAGUUUCUCCAUUCUCUGAUGAGAAACCGAGGCCAGGCGAAAAAGUGAAUUAGAUGUGGUGGAUUGUGCUAAUGGCCUCCAAAUAAAGGGGUUAUCCCUGUGGAAGUGAUUUCUCCCCAUUUGAUCCCUUUUCAACUCUGAGUGGCCAGGCCCAGAGCAGAAGAAGGGUUGGGUCUGGAAGGAAGGCUCCAAAGGUUGAAAGCUUCUCCCUGAUCAGAAGGAAGUGCAUCUUUAUAGAAUUGUUGUGUGUAAUGUCAGUAAAUCCCUCUCGCUUGACAAGGGACUGGAUUCAUCUUGCCUUGAGGCAGGCCGGUAGUUAUCAGUGAGUCAAACCAAAGUGAAAGUUUCAGGAGAUGGGACCACAUGGUGAAAUGCUCGCCAUAAUAAAAUUCCUUAAAGAUAAAAAAGCUAAUGUUAUAGCAAUGAAAAAGACUGAAGCAAAACCACACUGAAACACAUCCCAUUCCAGGGGAGGAAUUCUUUGCGUAACACCCUAAAUCAAAGGAAGGAAUCACCACCUUCCUUAUCCUACCUCUGCCUUGUUCACCAGGCUGCCCAGUGCUUACCAUGCAGAAAGCAGUCAGCUGUACUCUGGAAGUUUCUGUUCUUUCCUGGGGCUUAGGAUAUUCUGGGAGCUGUCUGAGCCUUGUGCUUCAGGCUUAUCAGGUGAUAUAAUCUUCCUGUUCUGGGUUGCUUGCUGGAGGACUAGGAGGUGACAUUUACAAGACACAGGCGGCGUGAGCACCCAUGUGUGGUCUUGGUCUAAACCAGCUCUUGAACAGGUUAAAGCAAACAGCAAUAACAAAACAAAAACUACCCACACUGAGCAUUUUGAUCCCAGUAAUAUUUCAAAUAUUGUCCUUCUGCAUAUGUUCUAUCCAUAUUUGAUUCCAAUAUACAUUAUUAAGCUUUCUUGGGUACUAUUUUUCUGGGGCUCUUGCAUGAAGGUGGUGCCUGUCUCAUGAUCUUAAAAGAGAGAGGCUUUUUUCAUCCAAAGCUGGAGUGUUGGGAACUGGGGUGGGAGAGGCACUUUCUGGAAUUCUGAGAGAAUCAUAUCUGUGUAUAUACGUAUUGAGUGGGGAAGGAUGGGGGUUGGCAGGGGUUGAGGGAGGUGGGAACAAACAGUGGGUAUGGGAACAGGCAGUCACCUCGAGUCACCUGGGUCCGUCGUCGUCCUUCUGUACGGUAUUGGGUUUAUGUACACAGUAUAACACUUCCUGUGUGAGUUCAUGUACCUGUCUGUGAGUGCUUUGGUGUAUGGAGCCUCAGUACACUCCAAGGGCAUUAAAGUCAAGAACUAGAA